Messenger RNA from Struthio camelus australis, 4028 nucleotides. The record is from RefSeq and is a predicted model, not a curated record. NCBI's taxonomy places the organism in Eukaryota, Metazoa, Chordata, Aves, Struthioniformes, Struthionidae.
AUGCGGGAUCCCGACGUCCCUGGGCCGCGGCGCCCCACGCACCUGCGGGCAGGGGCGGCCGGGGUGGACGUCCCCGCACGCUCCAGAUGUCGAGCUGACCGGCCGGGGGGAUGUCUGAACAAGGCUUUGGAUGCUCACCUGCCGCUGCUCUUAAAUGUGUGGGGAGGGUUAGCUCUGCCUGGUGUUUCAGCGCACCCAAGGGAGUUCUUUGGGACACUUCAGGUGGUCAGGUACUACAGUAACAGCCCUGUAAACAGUGCUCAGAUAAGCUGUUUUGCACCAAGCUCCUUUUCCUGGAGACAAGCUGCUUACGUGGACUCCUAUUGCUGGGCAGCUGUGCAGCAAAAGCAACCGUCCCAGAACAACUUAGAAAACAUUCCCCUGUGGCUUCAUAAAUUUUUCCCAUACAUCCUUCUGCUGGUUGCUAUCCUGUUGUAUCUACCAUGUUUGUUCUGGCGCUUCACUGCAGCACCACACCUUUCUUCAGACCUGAAAUUUAUUAUGGAAGAACUUGACAAAGCCUAUAACAGGGCAAUCAAGGCUGCUAAUAGCAUUUGUUGUGCAGACCCCAAGGACCCUGCUGACUUGGUUCCAAGUGUUAAUGAAAACUUGACGCAGAGUUUGUGGGAAAUAUCUGAAAGCCACUUCAAAUACCCAAUUGUGGAGCAAUACCUGAAGACAAAGAAGACUUCCAAGUGUCUAAUAAUCAAAUAUAUUAUCUGUCGUUUACUGACCCUAGUCAUUAUUUUCAUUGCAUGCCUCUAUCUGGGCUAUUACAUUAGCCUCUCCUCUUUGAGUGAUGAGUUUCUCUGCACUAUCAAAACUGGAAUCUUAAAGAAUGACACAACUGUUCCAGAAAAGGUUCAAUGCAAACUUAUUGCUGUUGGCGUCUUCAAGGUACUUAGCUACAUUAACUUGAUAGUCUAUCUUCUAGUGAUGCCUCUGGUUGUCUAUGCAAUGUUUGUUCCCUUCCGAUGGAAUUCAGGUAUUCUUAAAGUGUAUGAAAUCCUGCCAACUUUUGAUGUUCUGAAAGUUAAGUCAAAAUGUUUUGAUGACUUAAGCCUUUACCUCCUCUUUCUUGAGGAAAAUGUAAGUGAACUUAAAUCAUUUAAAUGCCUCAAAGUGCUGGAGAACAUUGCAGUUUCUGAGAAGUUUGAUGUCAUGCAACUUUUGAAAAACCUUGGUACUAUUAAGACAGAUACUGUAGAUGGGAAGCCAUUGCCGGAGAAGCCUGAAGAAAAAAGUGUAGAAGAGCUAGAAAAAGACACAACAGAGCUACAAGUUCUGACAGACCAUGAUGCAAGUGGCAACACGAGUCCAAGAGAAGAUAAAAGGCUUCGCCAAAGACUUAUAGAUUCUUCAUGCUGAUGCCUUCCAAUUGCAGCAGGCCGGAGCUUUGUGUAACAAGAGGGCUUCUCUGCCUUCACUGCAUUGGACACAAGAUGUUGUUCUGAAUGCAACUGUCUUGAUGUCCUGACAAUUUUUCAGAGGCCAAACUGGUUUGCAGACUACUUGUUAUAUAAUAAUCAUCAAUUUUGGACCUGAAAAACCAUUUUAGAGACUCAUUAUUUAUUAAAAAACAACAAGAACAAAAAAAUCUCUAUUAUGGGUAAUAGAUGGAGUGCACUGAAUGCAUUUAAAGCUGCCAUCAGAUACCGAAAAGAGAUGGUGACAUUGCACUGAGAAAUGUCUCUCUGUUGGUUAUAUGGGAUUCCAUACUGAAAGUAUUUAACUGGUCCCAUGAAUUCAGGAAGGCAAAAUAUCCAAUCUGGGUAAGGGGGGAACCAAGGGAGGCAGCCAUCUCAGUUCUGAUGUUUACAUGUGGCAUUUGGGGAGCUCUCUGCCCUAUGAAAGUUAACUUUUUUAAUAUUAGUUCUGUUCAUCCGUAUAUCAGUUGGUGGCUGGCCACUGGAAUACUGACUGCCUCUUCACAGGAAAGGUAAAGGUUGCUGUGUUCAGCUUUUUUUGUAAUAACAGCAAGGGAGAAAUCUGAUUCACCUAGAUUAGUGGAGAUGUCUUGAUUAGUCAUCUCCACAGUGAAGUGUUAGAUUACUUCCUUGGCACUGAUGGAAUAAACUACACACAGUCUUAGUAUAAAGGAGUAGUGCAGAUUCUAGAGAUUUUGAACUUUCUGUGUAUUCAUAAAAGAAAAAUAAUGUCUUAACACGGGUUUUACAAAAUUGAUGGCAUAUAAGCUGAAGUUCUGUUAAUUUCUAUUUCUCAGUUGAUUUGUUCUUAAUGAUUAACAAAUCCUUCCUGGAGAUUAGAUGGAAGAUCAGUGACAUUUGUUCCAUUUUUGUAAUGGUUUGUAGAAAUUGCUUUUUAAGGUUUGUAAGUGUGGAACUUGUUUUAAUGUUUGUAGCAUCAAACACAACAUUAAUUGUGCUGUCUUCCAAAAUACACCUGAGAAGAUUUAUUUGAAUCAUAGUAGCACUCGAGUGUCUCGGCAGAGCUAAGCACCCUGUAGCCAAAGGGAGGGAAAUGUAAAUAUGAUGAAAGGUUGUUCUUCCCAGGCACCCUGUGACUUAAUUUUAAAGAUAAGAUGCUGAAGUGGGACAAACAAAAGAAGGAGUACUUGUAAGUUGAAAAACUGUCCUAGUUUAGUUUUGUUAUUGUGCUGUUUAUGGAGAGCAGCAUUCAGCGUUGAUGUAUUCUCCCCACCUUCCAAGACCUCUACUUUCAAUGAACAUUAAAAUGAUCUUUGUCAUGAAUUUUAGAUACAAGGUUGAGAGGAUGGGGGUUUAAUCACCAGAAUGGCUAUGUGUAUCCUUCACAAAUGUUAUAUGGUGACUGUUUUUUCCGUAAUCUCUAUGAUACUGUAAUUGAAAUGUCUUGGCUACCUCUUCCAAGCUGUCUCUUUAGACAAAGUAGUGCAUCUUUUAUAGCUAGGUAAACUUUCCAUUUUCCACUCCAUCUGUGUCAUCCACUGUUUUGUUCUUAAAAGGUUAGCAUUCUCAAUAUUACUGAGAAUGAGGGAAGAUAGAAGUAACCAGCAGAACUUUUGCACAGAACUGUUGAUCUUUAUGUGCUGUAACAGAUUUCAAGGAGAUAAUGCACCUACUUGAAUUUGGCAGCUGCUCUUAAACAGGUGGAUCCCUAAGUGCUGCCAUAAUAUACAUUGUGCUAGCAUUAUAAGAAUCCCUUGGCUAUUAGAUGACUUUCAGCUAAGAUAAGCCUUAUUUAAUAGAAAGUGUGUAAAGUCAUAAUAUUAUGCUACCUCUUUUCAUACGACAGUAGCAUGGUUGCAGUCCUAAUAUCUGUUAAAUUACCAGCCAGAAACAGCGCUUAUGUCAGACAGUGGUGGACUGAACUCCUACGUUUUCCUGUAUACUUCUCCCAGCAAACCUACUACCGCUCUGACUUUUUUUAGAUCAUUUCUGUCUAGCUGUGAUGAUGUGUUGCUGGUAGGCCUUUACGUGUGAGUAAUGGAAAUGCAUUUCUCUAGCUUGGUUUAUUGUGGCCAUGAACAUGUAAUCUAACAUGAAUCUAUAUAGCCAGGCCUAGCCACACAGUUCCCCUUAAUAGCUGAUGAGGCUUAAUAGUGGCCCAAUCUCACGGGGUAGCUUCCAUAAAGCUCUCUAAUGUGAUUGUACUGUGAUAGGUCUUUGUGUUUUGGAGAGAGAAGUAUGCAAAUACUUUUAAAAGAAAGCAAGCCUCCCUUCCCUGUACUAUCUGAUCGUGUUUACCACUGACUGGUGAUUCCAGUACAGACAAACACAUGCUGUUGUUCUGAAGUGAAACUUACUUGGUUAUCUUCACAUUGUGCAUUGCAUGUUCUGUAAAAGGAGCAGGAGCAGCAUUGCAAUAUUGCAAUACUAAGAUUUUGUGAUGUGGUUGUGUUUGAACUGUUUGAUAUAAGUAAUGAGUUCUUAGUCUUUGAAACUUGAAGCUCCUGAAAGUGACAUGUUUGUGUUUCAUGUUGGAUGUGGACAUUACCUUUACUAAUUCCCUGUUUGUAUUUAAAAAUGUGACUUACUGCAGUGAAUCUCUUGUUGUCUUCUAAAGUGCUCAGUAAACUGUGUGCUGAU